Molecule: messenger RNA, 1032 nt
Organism: Microtus oregoni (creeping vole)
Lineage: Eukaryota; Metazoa; Chordata; Mammalia; Rodentia; Cricetidae
Gene: Trnau1ap
Product: tRNA selenocysteine 1 associated protein 1
Exons: 9
Coding region: 125-988 (287 amino acids)
Biological process (GO): selenocysteine incorporation
Cellular component (GO): nucleus
Molecular function (GO): tRNA binding
Source: RefSeq, a predicted model, not a curated record
UCGCUGCGGCUGCGUGUGCGCAGGAGGCGUCGCUGACGCAGACUCCGCCGACUCCGGCGGUCUCCGCUGCGCAGACGGGUGCGGGCGCGGGCGCAGGCCCGCACGGUCCCCGCCCGGGUGCGGGAUGGCGGCCAGCCUGUGGAUGGGAGACCUGGAACCAUACAUGGAUGAGAACUUCAUCUCUAGAGCCUUUGCCACCAUGGGGGAGACCGUGAUGAGCGUCAAAAUUAUCCGAAACCGCCUCACUGGAAUCCCAGCUGGCUACUGCUUUGUGGAAUUUGCAGAUUUGGCCACAGCUGAGAAGUGUUUGCAUAAAAUUAAUGGAAAGCCCCUGCCAGGAGCCACACCUGCAAAACGUUUUAAACUGAAUUAUGCCACUUACGGGAAACAACCAGACAAUAGCCCUGAGUACUCCCUCUUUGUCGGGGACCUGACCCCAGACGUGGAUGAUGGCAUGCUGUAUGAGUUCUUUGUCAAAGUCUACCCCUCCUGUCGGGGAGGCAAGGUGGUUUUGGACCAGACAGGCGUGUCUAAGGGCUAUGGUUUUGUGAAAUUCACAGAUGAAUUGGAACAGAAGCGAGCCUUGACGGAGUGCCAGGGAGCAGUGGGACUGGGGUCUAAACCUGUGCGGCUGAGUGUGGCCAUCCCUAAAGCGAGCCGUGUAAAGCCAGUUGAGUACAGCCAGAUGUACAGUUACAGCUACAACCAGUAUUACCAGCAGUACCAGAACUACUAUGCCCAGUGGGGCUACGACCAGAACACAGGCAGCUACAGCUACAGCUACCCGCAGUAUGGCUACACACAGAGCACCAUGCAGACAUAUGAAGAGGUUGGGGAUGAUGCCCUGGAAGACCCAGCGCCACAGCUGGAUGUGACUGAGGCCAACAAGGAGUUCAUGGAACAAAGUGAGGAACUGUAUGAUGCACUGAUGGACUGUCACUGGCAGCCCCUGGACACUGUGUCUUCAGAGAUCCCUGCCGUGUUGUAGCCACGACAUAAGGAUCUGGGCUUUUUUUUUUUUUUUUUUUUUUU